AUGUCUGGGUCAAGGCUGCAUAAUCCUUUCGAGGAUAUACCCAGCCAGCAGCGUCAAGCUGCACCGUUCUCCGCGCACGACGACCCGUUCGAAGAUGCCAAUGGCUCUCCGCAGCUCUUCUCCCCGGACAAUUAUGGUCCUCCCGGUCAGGCUUCGAGCUCGAGAGAUCCCAAGCAUGGCUACGCCCUGGAUCCCUUCUUCGACGACGACGACGAAUAUGGACCAUCCCAAUCCUCGGCGUACCUCCCUGCGCAGCCAUCUACGUCCGACCUGAACGCAUCAAGCGGCUAUCGCGACAGGAAUAGACGGGACGCCUCAGAGCCUCUCGCCGCAUCUGGUGCUGUCCCUGCGGGAUUCAGCGGCCCGGACGAUAUGGACAAGGCGUACGGAGGAAAGGCGUACGGCGGAGGUGGGGGCGCCGACCCAUUUGAGGAUGAAGAUGGACCCUCGGCGUACUCGUUCUCCAACCCCCAGUCGGGUCCAUACGCUCGGACACAGAAGGGCAGCAGGUGGUCUAGAUUCCGGGAGGACCACCUGACCGAUGUGGACUGGACACUAGGCCUGAACAAGCUGUUGGGACGGAAAAGCAAAUUCGACGGCGUACCGAGGGAACUGGCGCUCAAUGACCCGGAGGCCAACCACGUCAAGGGGUUCGAGAACAACUCGGUAUCAACGGGGCACUAUGGGCCGAUCACAUUCUUGCCAAAGUUCCUGUACUCCGAAUUCUCUCGCUCUGCCAAUCUCUUCUUCCUCUUCACUGCUUGUAUCCAACAGGUGCCGAACGUAUCCCCAACAGGACGAUACACUACAAUCGUGCCGCUGGCGGUGGUAUUGAUAGCCAGUGCGGUCAAGGAGAUUAGAGAGGACUAUAAACGUCAUGCAUCCGACAGAUCACUCAACAACAACCCCUCCGAGGUCCUCGUGAACCAGCAAUUCGAGCAACGACCUUGGCGAAGAAUACGGGUCGGAGAUAUCGUUCGACUCGCAGCUAAUGCCUUCAUUCCGGCGGAUAUGGUGCUUUUGACCAGUAGCGAGCCGGAUGGUCUGGCGUAUAUCGAGACGGCAAAUCUGGACGGGGAGACCAAUCUCAAAAUCAAGCAAGCCCAUCCCGCAACCGCAUCCUUGACGAAUCCACACGCCGCCUCCAUGCUCCGCGGGCAUCUACUCAGUGAAGCCCCGAACGACUCGCUCUACACCUAUGACGGAACAUUUCACCUCUCAUCCUCCAUGCCCGGUGCGGCGCCUACAAAGAUCCCUGUCGGUCCGAAUCAGAUGCUGCUUCGUGGUGCUCAGCUGCGAAACACGGAAUGGGUUUACGGAGUAGUCGUCAAUGCUGGACACGAGACCAAGCUGAUGCGCAACGCAACUGACGCCCCCAUCAAGCGCACAGCGGUCGAGCGCCAGGUCAAUAUGCAGAUCCUGUACCUCUUCAUCUUGCUCCUCGUCUUAUCCUUGAUAUCGACUGUUGGCAACAGUAUCAGAACGUGGAUCUAUGAUGCGAACACUUGGUAUCUUGAGCUUAGUGUCAACGCCCCAAAUCGAGCUCAGCAAUUCGUGGAAAACAUCUUGACAUCCAUCAUUCUCUACAACAACUUGAUUCCCAUAUCACUGAUCAUGACGAUCGAAGUAGUCAAAUUCUGGCAGGCUUCACUCAUUAACUCGGACCUGGACAUGUACUAUGCACCCACCGACACACCCGCGCUCUGUCGGACUUCAUCGCUCGUCGAAGAACUCGGCCAGAUCGCUUACAUCUUCUCCGACAAGACAGGAACCCUCACCCGGAACGAGAUGGAGUUUCAGGAGUGCAGUAUCUUUGGGACGAUGUACGCUCAGGUGGUCGAUGAUGCCAAGCGGGAGCAGGGGCAGAAGACUUUCGAUGUGCUGAGGGAGCGGGCUAUGGAGGAGAAUGAAGAGGGAGCUGUCAUCCGGGAAUUCCUUGCCCUGCUUUCGGUCUGCCACACCGUCAUCCCGGAAGUCAAGGACGGAAAGGUGGUCUACCAGGCUUCUAGCCCGGAUGAAGCCGCUCUCGUGGCUGGUGCCGAGAUGCUUGGGUAUCGCUUCCACACCCGGAAACCAAAAUCUGUCUUUGUCGAAGUCCAUGGCCGCUCGCUGGAGUACGAGAUCCUCAACGUCUGCGAGUUCAACUCGACACGAAAACGCAUGUCCACGGUGGUACGGUGUCCCGAUGGCCGCAUCAAGCUGUUCACCAAGGGGGCAGACACUGUCAUUUACGAGCGGCUGGCGCAGAACCAGUCCUUCUCUGAGCCUACUUUGGUCCACCUGGAGGAUUACGCUACUGAAGGACUUCGUACGCUGUGCUUGGCAUGCCGAGACAUCUCGGAGGAAGAGUACGACAAGUGGUCCGCUAUGUACGAUGCCGCAGCUUCUCAGCUUUCUGGCCGAGCGGACGCUCUCGACCGAGCCGCGGAGGUCAUCGAGCAGAAUCUGCAACUUUUGGGCGCGACAGCUAUUGAGGACAAGCUGCAAGAAGGCGUCCCUGACACCAUUCAUACCCUUCAGCAAGCCGGUAUCAAGAUCUGGGUUCUCACUGGAGACCGUCAGGAAACCGCCAUCAAUAUCGGUCUUUCUUGUCGCUUGAUCUCGGAAUCGAUGAACCUGGUCUUCGUCAAUACGGAAUCGCAGACCGAGACCUCGGAACUGCUCAACAAGCGUCUAUUCGCGAUCAAGAACCAACGCAUGGGCGGGGAUGUAGAGGAACUGGCUUUGAUCAUCGACGGUCGGAGCCUGACCUUUGCGCUAGAGAAGGAGUGCUCGGGAGUCUUCUUGGAACUGGCUGUGAUGUGCAAGGCUGUCAUCUGCUGCCGAGUCUCGCCCCUUCAAAAAGCCCUCGUCGUCAAGCUUGUCAAGCGGAGUACGAAAGCGCCUUUGCUCGCUAUCGGAGAUGGCGCAAACGAUGUCAGCAUGAUCCAGGCUGCGCAUGUCGGAGUGGGCAUAUCAGGGGUAGAGGGUCUUCAAGCUGCUCGAUCUGCGGAUGUUGCAAUUUCGCAGUUCCGAUUCUUGCGGAAAUUGCUGCUCGUCCACGGGUCUUGGAGUUAUCAGCGAUUAUCAAAGCUCAUCCUGUACUCGUUCUACAAGAACAUCACUUUUGCGAUGACCCUAUUCUGGUACUCCUGGUUCAACGACUUCUCCGGCCAGAUCGCUUUCGAAGGCUGGACCAUGACCUUCUUCAACGUCAUCUUUACGAUCCUCCCGCCACUCGUCAUCGGUGUCUUUGACCAAUUCGUCUCCGCUCGGAUGCUCGACCGGUAUCCACAGCUAUACCAGCUCGGGCAGAAGAAUCACUUCUUUGCGCCCAUCCGGUUCUUCUACUGGGUUACGAACGCUAUCUACCACAGCAUUAUCCUCUUUGCCUUCUCCGCGCUGGCAUUCCGGAUGGACCUGAUCCAGGCGAAUGGCCAGAACUCGGGUCUAUGGGUAUGGGGAACGACGUUGUACCUCGCGGUCCUCCUGACCGUGCUCGGCAAAGCCGCUUUGAUCUCCGAUGUCUGGACAAAAUACACCCUCGCGGCCAUCCCCGGUUCUUUCCUCUUCACCAUGCUCGCCCUUCCCCUCUAUGCCUUCGUCGCCCCCUUCAUCCGCCUUUCACGACCAUACCGCGGCAUCAUCCCUCGGCUAUGGGGAGACGCCAUCUUUUACUUUUGCGUCUUCCUCUUCCCGGUUGUCUGCCUCUUGCGAGACUAUGUCUGGAAGUACUAUGUCCGGACGUACAAUCCUAGCGACUAUCACAUUGUCCAGGAAAUCCAAAAAUUCAACAUGUCAGACUACCGACCGAGACAGGAACAAUUCCAAAAAGCUAUCAAAAAGGUGCGGGCAACGCAGCGGAUGCGGAGACAACGCGGAUUUGCGUUCAGUCAGACCGAGACGAACAACCAGGAGCAGGCGCGAUUGAUCAGAGCGUACGAUACCAGCCAGGCGAGGCCCUCAGGCUAUUAG
Messenger RNA from Dioszegia hungarica, 3954 nucleotides. RefSeq names its product putative calcium transporting ATPase. The record is from RefSeq and is a predicted model, not a curated record. Gene Ontology annotation, biological process: intracellular protein transport; phospholipid translocation; post-Golgi vesicle-mediated transport. Gene Ontology annotation, cellular component: plasma membrane. NCBI's taxonomy places the organism in Eukaryota, Fungi, Basidiomycota, Tremellomycetes, Tremellales, Bulleribasidiaceae. The transcript is spliced from 21 exons. The coding region runs from base 1 to 3954 and encodes 1317 amino acids. Gene Ontology annotation, molecular function: ATPase-coupled intramembrane lipid carrier activity; ATP hydrolysis activity; ATP binding.